Molecule: messenger RNA, 1537 nt
Organism: Alosa alosa (allis shad)
Lineage: Eukaryota; Metazoa; Chordata; Actinopteri; Clupeiformes; Clupeidae
Exons: 3
Coding region: 230-1537 (435 amino acids)
Source: RefSeq, a predicted model, not a curated record
UACAAAGUUAAACUGGUGUCAUAGCAACUUUACUUGUUUGAUUGUUGAUUUAGCAUUGAAUGUAUGAAAGAACAUACAUGUAUAUCAAAGAUCUAACUAGAAUCUUUGCUUUGUAAUGACCCAGUAACCAAGGGAGAGACCAAACACAAGCUUUGGCAACACUGUACCCAAACAGUAAUAAAGCUCCUUUGAAUUUGAAUUUGAGAGAGAGAGAGAGAGAGAGAGAGAGAUGGUGGCACUGAAAAAGGAAAUCAAAGAACUGAGAAGGGAAAGGGAGGAAUUCAUCAAACAGCUCUCCCUGAUGUCAGAGGAGAUCAGACAGUUGAGAGUAGACAGCGAGUCUCAUUCAAGUCUACUGUCAUGCCUGACGGAGAAGCUGACGCUGUCACUCAGUGAAAAGCAAGGGGAGAACUUGGACAAGUCUCCAGACAGUUGCCCUCUUCGCUGUGUACUGAACGAGCAGACUGAAACUCCUCUUCCCUCACAAACUCCUGCCUCGCCUACCACUUCAAGUCCCACCCAGAUCAUUCUCCUCAUGGACUCCAACGGCAAUUUUGUGGAAGAGAAGAAAUUGUUCCUACACCAUCGGACAAAAAAGUUAUGGUGUCCUAACACUAAGAAAGCCUUGGAUCUUCUUUCAGUGGAGCAGUUGGGCAAUCCAAGCCACAUAAUCAUUCAUACAGAAACAAACGACCUGAGAACUGAACAGGAGAGAGUUGCCCUAUCACUCAAGAACGUGAUGGAGAAGGCAUCCUCCAACUUCCCUGAGGCCAUCGUGAUGGAGAAGGCAUCCUCCAACUUCCCUGAGGCCAGAGUUGUUAUCUCCACACUGCUGCCAAGAACAGACUUCCACCCUGACACCAUCAACAGGAUUAAUGCAAGCAUAUCCAGAGACUGUGCCAUGAAGCAAAAUGUUUUUCUGGCUCACCACCCCUUGCUUAAUCACAACAACCUCCUUGAUCAUGUCCACCUGCACAAAGAGGCUGUCCCAUCCUUUGCAAAGACUCUGAAAGACGUCGCUCUCAACCGCACCAUCCAGAGAACCUCCCUGCCACACCACCACCAGACAGGCCACCCUGUUCACCACCAACAUCAGAGGCACUGGGGCAACUCCACAGUUAGAGACCUCCUCAACAUGGCCAUUCCACAAGCAGACAAAAGCAUCCAGCAUCCCAAAGAUCAGCUCCUGCCCAACAGUACAGUACAACCUGGUACAGGAUCAGCAGAGCUUCACUCAGAACCAGAACCUGAGUUACGCUCAAGCUGUCAGCGGAGCAUCAGUCCCCCAUACAACCAUUCCUCCCCCCAUUAUAGACCCAUCCACAUCUUACCCAUCACCACCCCCAUCUACAGAACUGAAAGACAUCCAACAAAUGCUCAGCCGUCUAUGUUAUCAUCUCAUGGGUCAGUGCUGCAGGACUUCCAGCUACUGUUUGGAGAAGAUAUUUCCUCUCAAUUUAUGGAAGUGGGGAAUUUUUCUCCAGAAAUCGUCAAAGGAUCCAAGAACCUCACCAAGACACCCAUGUUGGACUCUUGA